AUUGAAUUUUGUUAUUUUCGCUUUUUACGCUACACAUGCUGCCCGCCUUCGGAGAACUUAAUUGGAGAGCCAGUCAACUACCAAUCCACGCACCCAUACGCCUUUCACCUUGCUCUAAUCUCUACACUCCCAACUCCAACCUCCAUCGAGAUCCACCUGAAAAUACAUGGACUAUCCCAGCUCCAUUGUUGCCGAAGCCUCCAAUACUGAGCAUGCCCCAUACACUCCCUUGCAGGGGCAGCCCUCCACCGUCGGACCUCCCACAAAACUCCGGCGACCUUUGAAAGUUUUCUCUGUGACGUUUGCCUCCGUCAUUUUCUUAUUGUCAUUGGUGACAUUAAUCAUUAACCAAAGCCGAGAGCCAUUACCAACACCAAACAAGAACCCGUCUCCUUCAACGCCUAAAGCUACGUCAUUUGCGAAAAGGGAGCCAAGGGGCGUGGCCGAAGGAGUAUCAGCCAAGUCAAAUCCAUCAUUUUUCAGUGAUGGAGUCUCCUACAAUUGGACAAACGCUAUGCUUGCUUGGCAAAGAACAGCUUACCAUUUCCAACCCCAGCGAAAUUGGAUGAAUGAUCCUGAUGGUCCAUUAUUCUACAUGGGAUGGUACCAUCUAUUCUACCAAUACAACCCUGAUUCAGCUGUGUGGGGCAACAUCACGUGGGGCCAUGCUGUAUCAAGGGACUUGAUUCACUGGUUUUACCUCCCAUUUGCAAUGGUCCCUGAUCAGUGGUAUGAUACAAACGGCGUGUGGACUGGCUCGGCUACUCUCCUUCCAGAUGGUCAAAUCAUGAUGCUUUACACUGGAGACACCAAUGAUUCAGUGCAGGUGCAAAAUCUCGCGUACCCGGCUAACCUGUCUGAUCCACUUCUUAUUGACUGGAUCAAAUACCCGGGCAAUCCAGUUCUGGUUCCCCCAACAGGAAUUGAAACCGACGAAUUUAGGGACCCGACAACAGGGUGGGUUGGACCCGAUGGAAAGUGGCGGAUCACUAUCGGGUCAAGAAUUAAUGAAACCAUUGGCGUUUCACUUGUGUAUCAAACCACCAACUUCACAACCUACGAGCUGUUAGAAGGGUUCUUACAUGCGGUUCCGGGUACGGGUAUGUGGGAAUGUGUGGACUUUUAUCCGGUUGCAAUAAACGGGUCCCAGGGAUUAGAUACAUCAGCUAAUGGACCGGAUAUUAAGCAUGUGCUAAAGGCUAGUUUGGAUAAUACAAAAGUAGAUUAUUAUGCACUCGGAACCUAUGACCCAGUAACAGAUAGAUGGACACCCGAUAACCCGAAGGAGGAUGUGGGUAUUGGAUUACGGGUGGACUAUGGAAGGUACUACGCCUCAAAGACAUUUUAUGACCAGUACAAGAAAAGGAGGAUUCUAUGGGGUUGGAUCAAUGAAACUGACACUGAAGAAGAUGACUUGGAAAAGGGCUGGGCCUCUGUUCAGACCAUUCCAAGGGCUGUAUUAUUUGACAAUAAGACUGGAACCAAUUUGCUUCAAUGGCCAGUGGAGGAGAUUGAGAGCUUGAGAUUGAACAGUACUGACUUUGAAGAGGUUUUAGUUGAACCUGGUUCAGUAGUCCCGCUGGACAUAGGCAUGGCCGCGCAGCUAGACAUUUUUGUGGAGUUUGAAACAGAAUUGAUAUCAGAUUCGGUGGUUGAAGAAUACGGUUGCAGUGGUGGUGCAGUAGACAGGAGCUCUUUGGGACCAUUUGGUAUCCUGGCUAUUGCAGACCAAACACUUUCUGAACUCACACCUGUGUUUUUCCGUCCUGUCAAUUCAACUGACGGCACUCUCAAGACUUAUUUCUGUGCUGACGAAACAAGAUCAUCAAAAGCUCUUGAUGUCUUUAAGCAAGUUUAUGGAAGCACUGUUCCUGUGCUGGAAGAUGAAAAACUAGGCAUGAGGGUUCUGGUCGAUCAUUCGAUUGUGGAAAGUUUCGCACAAGGAGGAAGAACAGUAAUCACAUCGCGGAUUUAUCCAACAGAAGCAAUCUAUGGAGCUGCAAGGCUGUUCUUAUUCAACAACGCAACUUCUGUGAACGUUAAAGCUACACUCAAGAUAUGGGAGUUGAAUUCUGCCUUUAUCCGUCCGUUUCCAUUUGUUGACAGCAAUUAGAACACUUUUGUUUUGUCAAAUUCGUCCUAUUUGACGUUCCAUUUGAUUGCCAAUGCCCAGAGAUUGCAAAUCCUUGGCCAACCUAUGAUGUAUCAUUUCUUUUUUUUUUUUGGUAAAAAAAUUGUAGGGGUUCCAGUACGUAUGCAAUUUAUUUGCUAAAUUCCGUUUA
Hevea brasiliensis (rubber tree) is the source of this 2282-nucleotide messenger RNA. Its product is annotated as acid beta-fructofuranosidase 1, vacuolar. The coding region runs from base 167 to 2113 and encodes 648 amino acids. The transcript has 7 exons. Gene Ontology annotation, molecular function: beta-fructofuranosidase activity. NCBI's taxonomy places the organism in Eukaryota, Viridiplantae, Streptophyta, Magnoliopsida, Malpighiales, Euphorbiaceae. Gene Ontology annotation, biological process: carbohydrate metabolic process. The record is from RefSeq and is a predicted model, not a curated record.